CGAUUUGCUGCUUCGAGAAUUCCAAUCAAAGUUAUAAAGAUGAGUUUGAAUGUGAAUAAGAAGCUGCGUGGGUCUUCGAUCUAUGCGCUUCAUUUCAUACAAGCCGGGUUCCUGUACACCAGUUUCCAUAAUUUGGCUUACCCUCUUUUUGGUCGAUACUUCAACCUGGCUUCACAUCAGUAUUCAAGCCUGCGAUCGCUCUACUCAUUGGCUUGGGGAUGCAAAAUAUUCUUCAGUUUCUGCAGUGACUCUUUGCCUGUUUUUGGCUACAGAAGAUUGCCUUAUUUGGUCACCGCUCUUUCCGCCAUCUCAAUUAUCCUCCUAAUUUUGAGUCUAAAACCCAUUCCCGAACCCUAUUACGCAAUAGAAUCGGGCGAUAAUUGCACCCAAAAACUAUCCGACCCUCCUCAAAACCCCGAGGCUCCGAACGAAGCAACUUCAUACGUGCUUCUAUUUUUCCUAUGGUACUGGGCGUUAGCCUGUUCCGAUUCGACAAUCGAUGCGCUGAUAACUCAGAGGUCAAAACUCGAACCCGACGAAAAACGAGGCACUUUAAUUUCGUGCGCUCGCAUAUCGCGACAAUUGGGGUCUAUGUUUGCAUACUUAGCAGUCGGAAUUCUAUUCAAUACUGUAAAUUAUGGAGGUAGUUUUUGUGGUUUUGACUUUAAAUUCAACCAUUUCACGUGGAUUUUAUUUGUGUUUACAAUUGUCGGUCUUAUUUAUGCUUUGAUGUUUACUAACGAGAAAGAUAUUGACAAGGAGAAAGAAAAAAUUGAGGUGAAACGGAAGUUGGCCGAGCUGUGGUCUCUUUUUCACAAAUGGUACUAUUUGAAGCUCCUCAUAUUUGCAGUGUACAUUUCUCUGAUUUCGAGCAUAAGGAGCCCCGCUAUUCUGAAAAUUCAAAUCCAUUGGGCACAAGUGAACCCGAUUACCAUUGGGUUUGUUCAUGUUGUCGGCGGUCUUAUCGCAAGUGGCGGAAUGAUCAUUUACCUCAAGUUUUUCCUCGCCUCUAAUUGGCGCAAAAUACUCGCCGUAGUAACAAUAUUCGAAGUUUUCACAGAAUUACCAGUUGUCACAAUGACGAUAUUUGACGUGAUUCGAAAUCAGUACUUUUGGUUCGUCGACGACUUGGUAUACUCGUUGACUCGCUUUUGGUUUGAUUACGUCAUGGAGCUCGUAAUUGUCGAGUAUGCUCCGAACGGAAUCGAAGGUAUCUCGUACGCACUCGUUUGGGCUUUCUAUACAAUCGGCCAAUCGACCGGGUCGGCUAUUUCGAACUUCAUAAUGAGUCCAUUUUGCUUGACCUCGGAUGAAAGAUACUUACGCGAUUCAAGCGAAGAUAAACUUGCUUCUUGGAUAAGCUAUCUUCUUUCGGUUUUAGUCCAUCUCUCAACUCUAAUUGUACUAUUUUUGGUCCCGAAACAGAAAACGCAAGCUCUUGAAUGGAAAGAAAAGUCUCUUAAGGUGGAAACACGGAAUUCUUGGAAUGCGCUAAUUUUUGUCUGCUUAUGCGUUUGUGGGCUAAUUGGAUCUUCUGCUUUAAAUCUGAUGACUAUGUUUGAGUCCACGAGGUGUCUAAUGAUUGCUGGUGGCCCAGGAUGUGCAUCAAAUGACCAAUUCGACGAAAACUCAAAUUGCAUAUUGUAUUGAUUUCA
Messenger RNA from Symsagittifera roscoffensis, 1655 nucleotides. RefSeq lists its product as uncharacterized. The transcript has 3 exons. The record is from RefSeq and is a predicted model, not a curated record. NCBI's taxonomy places the organism in Eukaryota, Metazoa, Xenacoelomorpha, Acoela, Convolutidae. Bases 40 to 1650 code for a protein of 536 amino acids.